UAAUAAUUAAACUAAAAAAAUUUUAAUAAUUUGUGACAUAUGCAAAUAUGUAAGUCAUAAAAUGUUUGAGACAUUGCAUAAUAGAAAUUGAAAUAAUAAUUAUUUUCUGAUUCUUUCUAGUAGUCGGAAUUUGUGUAAUACCUUUUGGUACUAUCGGUUUAUAUUUGAUAAAUGUGUCUGAUGUUACAUCAAUAAAUAUAUCUUUCUCUCAACCAUAUCACAUGCAAUCUUUAAUAGAGUACUUUGUUGAUCGGAGAAAAUAUUUUUUUUUAUUAUAUUACAUGGAAUCACAGCACUUUAUAUAGGAGCAUUCUCAAUGAUGGCAACAGGAACAAUGCUUAUUGCGUAUUUUAAACUUAUUUGUGGAAUGUUCAAAAUCUCCAGUUAUCGGAUUGAUCAUGCCGUGAAAAUCAAUAUUUUGCAAAAUAUUACUAUAAAAAAUAAAAUUUUACGAUCUGAGGGUUUAAUUUAUGCUGUAGAUAUUCAUCGACAAGCCAUGAAACUAUCUAAAUGUUUGCUAUCCAAAUUUGAGAUAAUGUUUUUCUGUAUAGCAGAACUUUUUGUAAUUUCUCUAUGUUUGAACUUUGUUCGAAUUUUUCAGAUUUUAUCGUCUUUAGAAAAUUUAAAAGAAGCUUUAUUACCGUUAAUAUGUGCAUUUGUUAAUAUCCUAUAUUUAUUCAUAUCUAAUUCUAUUGGACAAGAUAUUACAGAUCACAAUAAUUACAUAUUUGCUACUGUAUAUAAAGUUGAAUGGUACAUAACUCCGAUAUCCAUCCAAAAAAUGUUACUCUUUCUAUUGCAAAAAGGCGCCAAAGAUUUCACUAUGAAUGUCGGUGGAUUAUUUGUUCCAUCUUUAGAGUGCUUUGCCACAUUGGUAAAGGCUUCAGUAUCUUAUUUCACUGUUAUACUAUCUACACAAUGA
Pogonomyrmex barbatus (red harvester ant) is the source of this 922-nucleotide messenger RNA. RefSeq lists its product as uncharacterized. Lineage: Eukaryota; Metazoa; Arthropoda; Insecta; Hymenoptera; Formicidae. The record is from RefSeq and is a predicted model, not a curated record.